Ochotona princeps (American pika) is the source of this 3911-nucleotide messenger RNA. It is a transcript of the gene VPS54, whose product is annotated as VPS54 subunit of GARP complex. NCBI's taxonomy places the organism in Eukaryota, Metazoa, Chordata, Mammalia, Lagomorpha, Ochotonidae. Gene Ontology annotation, biological process: retrograde transport, endosome to Golgi; Golgi to vacuole transport. The transcript is spliced from 23 exons. Gene Ontology annotation, cellular component: GARP complex. Bases 630 to 3560 code for a protein of 976 amino acids. Gene Ontology annotation, molecular function: syntaxin binding. The record is from RefSeq and is a predicted model, not a curated record.
GGGUGGCUCCCGCACCCGCGCCGACACCAGUCUCCCUGGGCGCCGGGCGCUUCCUCAAGCCGGGGCCGCGGCACUCCCGCCCCGGCCGAGCCGCGCGGUGGAUUGUGGGCUAGGGGCUGCGGCGGCCUCGCAGCAGCCUCCGGCGCUCUCAGCCCGGAGCCCAUCGGGCCCGGCGGGGCAGCGGAAAAGGCUGUGGGACGGGGAGCCCAAGUGCUAGGGGCUGUGGUCGCAGCGCGGCGGCGGCGGCAGCUCCCCCGGAGGCCGGGAAUGUGGGAGAGGCGGUGGCAGCAGCGGCGGAGGCGGCGCUGCGGACCCGGGGGAAACUGCUGGCUGACAGGACACCCGGGAGAGACGUGAGGGAAGCCGCCGCUGCCUCCUCUCACCCCAGAGCGAGCAGAGCUGGGCUCGAGAGGGCGGCCCUGUGCUUCCCAGGCCGACCGGCGGCCAGCCAGCGGGCUCCGGGCAGGAAGCCGGGCUCGGGCCCGGCCGUGCUCCCGGCGCCCGGCGGCGACGGCGGCCGCCGAGCAGCAGCCUCGGCUCUACGUGGAGGGUUGGAGGCGGCGGCGAUGCACUAGGCCUCGCUCCGGGGCGGCUGCCCGAGAACCGCAGUUAAGUGGUGAUUUUAUGCAAUGGCUUCAAGCCACAGUUCUUCACCAGUGCCUCAAGGAAGCAGCAGUGAUAUUUUCUUCAAAAAAGAGGUAGAUACAACAAAACACAUUCGACCUGUGCAGUCACUGCCAGAUGUGUGCCCCAAGGAACCCACAGGUGAUUCAAACAGUUUAUGUGUCGCCCCAUCUCUAGUUACAGAUCAACAUAGGUGGACUGUAUAUCAUUCCAAAGUAAAUCUCCCAGCAGCAUUAAAUGAUCCUACAUUAGGAAAAAGAGAAUCUGACUUCUUCACAAAAACAUGGGGAUUGGACUUUGUGGACACUGAAGUCGUACCUUCAUGCUACCUCCCACGGAUCAACAAGGAACAUUUUGCAGUAUAUCAACAGGAAAUUUCUCAGAAAGAGAAGAUUCAUGAAAGAUGCAAGACCAUUUGUCCUCCUAAAGAUACUUUUGACAGAACUGUUUUACAUACUCAUGACAAAUCCAGGACAGAUCUGGAGCAAGUACCUAAGAUUUUUAUGAAACCAGAUUUUGCCUUGGAUGACUCCUUAACUUUUAAUUCAGUUUUACCAUGGUCUCAUUUUAAUACUGCUGGUGGAAAAGGAAAUCGGGAUGCAGCUUCUUCAAAGUUGCUUCAAGAAAAGCUGAGCCAUUAUCUGGAUAUUGUAGAAGUAAAUAUUGCUCAUCAGAUCUCUCUACGUUCAGAAGCAUUUUUUCAUGCAAUGACCUCUCAACAUGAGUUGCAGGACUACCUCAAGAAAACUUCCCAGGCUGUAAAGAUGCUUCGAGAUAAAAUUGCACAAAUUGAUAAAGUUAUGUGUGAAGGAUCACUACACAUUUUAAGACAGGCACUUACUAGAAAUAAUUGUGUUAAAGUAUAUAAUAAACUGAAGUUAAUGGCUACUGUACACCAGACUCAGCCUACAGUGCAGGUGUUAUUAUCUACUUCGGAAUUUGUUGGAGCAUUGGACUUAAUAGCGACAACACAAGAGGUUCUACAGCAGGAACUUCAGGGCAUUCACAGUUUCCGGCAUUUGGGAUCACAGCUCUGUGAACUAGAGAAACUGAUAGACAAAAUGAUGAUUGCAGAAUUUUCUACUUAUUCUCACAGUGACUUGAAUAGGCCACUGGAAGAUGACUAUCAGGUUUUAGAAGAGGAAAGACUUGUAUCUCUUGUAUUUGGACUUUUAAAACAAAGGAAACUUAAUUUUUUAGAAAUAUAUGGUGAAGAAAUGAUUAUUACAGCAAAAAAUAUCAUUAAGCAGUGCGUGAUUAAUAAAGUUUCACAAGUAGAAGAAAUAGAUACAGAUGUUGUUGUGAAGCUUGCAGAUCAGAUGAGAAUGUUGAAUUUUCCCCAGUGGUUUGAUUUGCUGAAGGAUAUUUUCGCUAAGUUUACAAUUUUCCUCCAGAGAGUUAAGGCAACAUUAACUACCAUUCACAGUGUUGUGCUAUCAGUUCUUGACAAAAGCCAGAGGACUGGAGAAUUGGAUGAGAUUUCAGAACAGAAGAAUGUUGCAAAAGAUAAUUCAGUGGACUCAGAAGUGGCUUAUUUAAUCCAUGAAGGCAUGUUUAUAAGUGAUGCAUUCAGUGAGGGUGAAUUAACAUCUCUACCCACUGACACUACCUCUCAAAGAAACGCAUCUCCAAAUAGUGAGCCAUGCAGCAGUGAUUCCGUAUCUGAACCAGAAUGUACUACUGAUUCUUCAUCCAGCAAAGAGCAGACAUCUUCUGCUGUGCCAGGAGGAGUGGAUAUUAUGGUCAGUGAAGAUAUGAAAUUGACUGAUUUAGAGCUAGGAAAGCUGGCAAAUAAUAUCCAAGAGUUAUUGUAUAAUGCUUCAGAUAUAUGUCACGAUCGAGCUGUCAAAUUUCUCACCUCAAGAGCAAAGGAUGGUUUUCUUGAGAAACUAAAUUCCACAGAAUUCAUAACACUUUCUAGAUUAAUAGAAACAUUCAUUUUGGACACUGAACAGAUCUGUGGACGAAAAAGCAUGUCAUUACUUGGAGCACUUCAAAGCCAAGCUAAUAAGUUUGUGAACAGGUUUCAUGAAGAGAGGAAAACCAAGCUCAGCCUCCUUUUAGACAAUGAGCGUUGGAAGCAAGCUGAUGUUCCUGCAGAAUUUCAGGAUCUCGUUGAUUGUAUAUCAGAGGGAAAGAUUGUUUUACCUGAAAAAAAAUCAGUGGCUACAGAAGAAAGGAAACCGGCUGAAGUUCUCAUCGUUGAGGGGCAGCAGUACGCUGUGGUUGGAACUGUAUUGCUGUUAAUAAGAAUUAUUCUUGAAUAUUGCCAGUGUGUAGAUAACAUUCCAUCUGUUACUACUGACAUGCUUACUCGUCUGUCAGAUCUAUUGAAGUAUUUCAAUUCGAGAAGUUGCCAGUUAGUUCUUGGAGCUGGUGCACUGCAAGUUGUUGGACUGAAAACAAUAACUACAAAAAAUUUGGCUCUUUCUUCAAGAUGUCUGCAGUUAAUCGUGCACUACAUUCCUGUGAUCCGGGCUCAUUUUGAAGCUCGGCUACCAACUAAACAGUGUAACAUGCUUAGGCAUUUUGAUCAUAUCACUAAGGACUAUCAUGACCAUAUAGCUGAAAUAUCAGCUAAGCUUGUAGCGAUAAUGGAUAGCUUAUUUGACAAGCUAUUGUCAAAGUAUGAGGUGAAAGCUCCUGUUCCUUCUGCCUGUUUCAGGAAUAUUUGUAAACAAAUGGCUAAAAUGCAUGAAGCUAUAUUUGAUCUCCUUCCAGAAGAACAAACACAGAUGUUAUUUUUGAGAAUUAAUGCAAGUUAUAAGCUCCACUUGAAAAAGCAGUUAUCUCACUUAAAUGUGAUCAAUGACGGAGGACCUCAAAAUGGGUUGGUCACAGCAGAUGUAGCUUUUUACACUGGAAAUCUUCAAGCCUUAAAAGGCCUUAAAGAUUUGGACCUAAAUAUGGCCGAGAUCUGGGAACAGAAGAGGUGAUGAUAUACUGGAGAAGUGGGUAGUUCAUCUGACCAUGGGAUAUGUACGUUCAUGAAGAAAAUCUGGAUGCCUGUGAUGCAAGAGCUGAAUCUGGAACCCAAUGUGAACUGCGGUGGGGGAAGGGGAAAAGACUAUCAGUGCUGGGAAACUAGAUCCAGUGGGAUCUCCAAGGAAUGCCAUUUUGUGCAUCCUUCUGUGAGGAGUAAGUGAUCAGGUGUCUAACAUUUUUCAUUCUCUCUGGAAACAGACUCAGGUUUCUUUGGACCAAAUCCAAAAGAACACAUAGCUGUAACACAGCUGUAGUUGACUAGAAUGCUCUGUAUACUUUAUAUUAAAAAAUGCUUUGCAUUU